AUGUCGCGAAACCAGCCGAAACCACAUGCUGGAAAGAAGUCCAUAUCAAGCCAUCCAAGUAGGACAAACGCAAAUCCUGCAGAAAUCUGCAAUUUCAUGCUUGAUAAAUAUCAUAAAUCGCAAAAUGACAUAAAUGAAGAAGAUCACAAGCUGUUGCUUUACAAUAUGAAGAUAGCAAUAGAAAGCAAUAUAUACACCGACAUUAACGAAGACAUUCUUGAACAUUUUAUCAAAUCUACUUUUGAAAGCAGAACUAGCUUCAAUCUCGACGAAAUAGAGAUCUUCCUCACAUUACUAUCCAUUGACAAGCUUACUAAACUCAGAGAUAUUGAAUUUCUCAAGAUCUUGAUAUCCGAAUUUAAUAAGUUCUGUUUGAAGAACAUAUUUACAGAGAACAAUGAUAUCCAGUCAUUCAAUAUCAUAAACAUCAUGCCAUCUCUCUACAACAUCCUUACAAAUUGGCCAGAUCUCGAUGAAUCAAUCCUAAAACCGCUUUCAUCGACCAUUAUCCGGUUAUUCUACUGCAACCAGUCAUCAGUAGUCCUUCAACGAUCCACUGCCACCAUCAUUUGCCUCAUCUUCCAUAAGAAUUUGGGUAUCAACCAAGAUAUCAUCCAAGAGAUCAUCUUUGAAGGCAAAAAGACCAUAAAUGAGAAGAAAACCAUCACAAUCAUUGCAGAUCAGAACGAAAAAGUCCAAGUUUCCUUGAUGUCAUAUUUCCUUAUCGAAAUCAUCCAAAUUUCAGAGAAUCCAGACGAUAGUUAUGGCCAAUCCGAUACAAUAUGCAAGAACGUCAUCUCCAAAUUGAUCGAAAAUUUCAAUCCACAAAAUAAAAUUUUCGAAAAAUUUUCAAAAGACGUUUCACUUUUAUUGUAUCAUCCCAAUUUUCCUGUUUGCGAAUUGAUUGCCAGGAAUUUAUUGAUUGGAUCAAUGACAAUGAUCGAAAUGAAGGAAGUCUACAUCCAAACAUGUCUUAAUGUCAUUUCAGAACUGAUCAAAGCAGUUUCUAAAGGAAACAAACUCCAAAAAGAAGAAGUUUUCAUAAGUUUUCCUAUGAGUUUAAUCGAUAAAAGUGACGAAACGGUUUUAUCACUUUACAAAAACUCAGAAUUCCCCAGUAACACGAAAGAACGGGACAUUGCAAUUUAUAUAUUGUUAUCUUUCUGUCACAAGACUGAAAGCAACUCAUUUUUAUACAACAAGUCAUCAGUUGAUUAUUUAAUGAGUUAUUUAAGUAACAAAACAGAAAAGAAUGAAUUGAAGAAAAUCUAUGACGACGCGACGAGAAAUGAUGACUACUCAUUCCCUUUUGAUUACAGUUUGAUUAUGAGUGUCUCCCUCUUCAAAGAAAAUGAAAUGAAUCUCUCUUUGAAGAAAUUAAUCGAUUUCAUCUCAAAAUUCAAUACUCAAAUGACGAUUAAAAACCGUUUGACGAUAAUCAAGACGAUAGCAGAUUUGACAUCCAUUGACAGAACAUUUUUGGGAAAUCCUAAUGUCAUUAAACGCAUUGAAGCAUCGAUUUCGGACAUUUCUCCUUCUGUCAGAGAAAAAACGAUAGAAAUUCUGUCAAAUCUUCUGACAAAUGAUGAAAUGAACGAGAAAUAUUUCGACUGCAUCAUUUUAUCUUUGAAAGAUAAGUCUCCCAGUGUUAUAUCAACAGCUUUGUCUGUUUUGAUGAAACAGAAAAACAUUGAAAAUCAAAAUUGUCAAAUCAUUAAAAACGUAACAGUUUUAUUGGACAGUCAAUCAUCAAUUGUCAGGAAAAGAUCAAAAGAUCUUAUCAAGAAACUUUUCGAGACAAAUCCAAUUUUGACAUUUUCCAACAUAUUGAUUCAAAAUCUAAUGAAUGAAAACAUUCAAAAAAUUGUCAAUAAAAUGAAUUUGACAGAAUUAAUCGUCGAAAAAACAAUUGAUACUUUUCAAGAAAAUGUCACUUUAGAAGGUGUCAAAACCGUCGAUUUUAUAUCCACGCAUUAUGAAGAGUUUGCAGUAAAAUACAAAUACUGCGACAUUUUGAUGAAAUUACAUAACGAAAUUGAAAUCGAAGACGAUAGAAUUUUGUCACUUUUAUCAGAAUCCAUAUCAAAUUUAUUAUGUUACAAUUUGAUUGUUGAUCAGAAACUUGCGAAAGAGACAUUGAAGAAGUCCAUUUUCAAUCUCCAAAAAAGUGUUUCUGUUGAUGUCAUCUUCAGUGAAUCAAAAUUAAGUUGUUUUCUCGAAGAAAAUAUUCUUAAAAAAAGUGACAUAACAAAAAACAUUGUUAACAAACUUUUACAAUUUUUGGACAACAAAAACGUCUCCAAAAGAUCAAUUUUGAUCAUUGGAGGACUUGGAAAAUUCACAAAAGAAAAUGACUUGAAAUCCCAAAUUUUCCAAAAACUCAAAGUUUUAUAUGAAAAUUCAGACGAUAAAAAAUUCAGAUCUAUCGUCUUGAAGUCACUUUUAUCGAUAUCCACAUCAUCUGACAAACUUUUAUUAGAUAUAUCAAAGAUUAUGGAGAAUGCCUUGUUUUUGUCUGAAGAAGAAAUUGUUGAAUCUAUUGAAUACUUUGGAUAUAUAUUGGAACACGACAACGAUGAAAAUUCUUUUGUUUCAAUUAUUCCUAGAUUAUAUCCACAGAUUUUGAAGAUAGGAAUAACAGAGAAUACAAUGAUAAGAACGAAAACAUUCAAUUUGAUUUCGAAAUGUUUGGAAAGAGGAAUUUUGUUGUCAUUCCAAGUUUCUUCUUUUUUAGUUUCGUUGAUUUUUUUCGAAGAAAAUCAUUUCGAAGUUUUGAAUUUGAUCAGCAAAAUGAAUGAAAAAGAUCAAAAAUUUGUUGUUUCUUCCAUUUUGUCUUCGAUUGACAGUACAAUUGAUUUGUACAAAGGAAAGUUCUCUGUUUUCGAUAUUUUCCACGUUUUGUCACAGAAAAACAAAAACUUUUUCUUCGAAGAUUUGAGUGAUUUCUUCUACGAAUCAAUAAAUCUCCAAAAGGAACAAAAAAUUGUUUCUUUCGUCGUAAAUCAGUUGACAAAAACAUUUUUCGCAAAAGAAGAAAGUGAAAAGAUUCUGCAAAUAACGAAGAACAGUUCCCUCUCUUCACAGAUAUUCCAGAUACUCAGAGAAUCAAAGAAACAAAAUGUGGAUUACAAUUCAAUUUACAUUUGCUGUCAAAUUUUGUAUCUGAAAUAUUAUUUUGAGGGGAAAAUAAUCGACGAGCCUCCAACUUUUGAUGAAGAAAAAAUUGACAUUCUUAAGAAAUAUAUUUCAAUGCUUAUGAAACAAAAAUAA
Molecule: messenger RNA, 3270 nt
Organism: Trichomonas vaginalis G3
Lineage: Eukaryota; Parabasalia; Trichomonadida; Trichomonadidae
Product: armadillo (ARM) repeat-containing protein family
Exons: 1
Coding region: 1-3270 (1089 amino acids)
Source: RefSeq, a predicted model, not a curated record